Molecule: messenger RNA, 747 nt
Organism: Neoarthrinium moseri
Lineage: Eukaryota; Fungi; Ascomycota; Sordariomycetes; Amphisphaeriales; Apiosporaceae
Exons: 4
Coding region: 1-747 (248 amino acids)
Source: RefSeq, a predicted model, not a curated record
AUGUCGCAGCCCGUUAUCCUCUUCGACUUGCCAAGUCGUGAUCCGUGCAAGUGCUGGUCUCUGAACCCCUGGAAGACUCGGCUUCUCCUCAACUUCAAGGGCAUUGACUACAAGACGGAAUGGACCGAGUAUCCCGAUAUCCGGGUCAAAUUUCAAGACAAAUUUCCUAUUCCCGAAGGGGCGGCGACUUACACCAUCCCUACUGUAAAGCUCCCUGAUGGCAAAUAUAUCACGGAUUCGAUAAAGAUCGCCGAGUACAUCGAGGAGCACUAUCCGUCUCCGAGCAUCCAUCUCGAUUCGCCCUACGUUCCAAAGAUUCAGAAGCUCAUCGCUACACUCAUGGAGCUUGGCACCGGGCUGCGCGGUGUCUUCCUCGCCUUGGUUCCAGAACGUCUCCUCAACCCCGAAAGCGUCGACUACUGGAUGGAGACCCGCUCCAAAAUGCUGCAGAGACCGCUCAGCGAACUCACAGCGGAUGAGCGAGGGGGGAAGGCCUGGGAUCAUGCGGCCAAGUCGCUGCACGAAGUCACUCGGCUUCUGAAGGAGAACGACGGCCCCUUCUUCGCGGGGAAGACCGUCACCUAUGCCGAUUUCUACUGGGCCGGUUUUCUCCUCUUCUUCCAGAGGUUUGGAACCGAGGUGUUCGAGAAGCUGAUCAGCUGCACUGGUGACGGGGAAGGAGCGGACAACGUGCACUUGAAGCUGCUUGAGGCCGUCAAGCCAUGGUCUGAGAGGGAUGAUCACUGA